AUGGCUUUUUCAUCUUCAAACCACGCGCCAUUUGAGUUUCCUGAUGGUCGUAUUGAGCUAUAUGAGCAACCCAAAGGCACGGAUAAUAAUGCGGUGAAAUACGCGGAUUAUGCAAUUGGUGAGUUUAUCAAGAAGGCUAAAGCCAGUCCGUAUUGGCAAGAUACGGUAUUUUUAAUUGUGGCUGACCAUGAUAUUCGUGUGCGUGGUGAUACGCUCGUGCCGAUAGAGCGCUUCCAUAUCCCCGGCCUCAUUUUGGGGGCAGACAUUCAACCGCAGCGCUACACUGGCAUGGCAAGCCAAAUGGAUUUACCUGUGACAGUGCUUUCACUGAUGGGUGUUGAAGGUCAACACCCGAUGACCGGACGAGAUUUGUCUAGCCUACCGCCUAAUACUUUAGGCCGUGCCAUGAUGCAAUAUAACGACAAUUUUGGCUGGAUGGAAGAAACUGCAACAGGCAAGCAAGUGGUUGUACUGCGCUCAGGCAAGCCAGCAGCGUUUGGCGUUUAUGAUGCUAGAACCAAGCAUUUAACAGAAUCUGCCCCACCAAGCAAUGCUACUGAGCUAGAAAAGCGAGCACUUGCUAACGUGCUGUUGCCUGAUUUACUUUACAACGAGCAGCGCUACCGCUUACCCUAA
Darwinula stevensoni is the source of this 636-nucleotide messenger RNA. Lineage: Eukaryota; Metazoa; Arthropoda; Ostracoda; Podocopida; Darwinulidae. The record is from the annotation of a GenBank genome assembly.